AACCCCCAUCCGUCCGGGUUCCCGAGUUCCUGAGUCCUGAGCGUCGGCAACGGUAGUGACGCGUGUUGCCCGGAGGAUGGCGGACGCCAGCUUGCGCCGCGUGGUUCCCAGCGACCUGUAUCCCCUCGUGCUCGGCUUUCUGCGCGAUAACCAGCUCUCGGAGGUGGCCAAUAAAUUUGCCAAGGCAACAGGCGCUACCCAACAGGACGCCAACGCCUCUUCUCUCUUAGACAUCUACAGCUUCUGGCUCAACAGGUCCGCCAAGGCCCCAAAGCGGAAGGUACAGGCAAAUGGACCAGUGAGUAAGAAGGCUAAGAAGAAGACUUCAUCCAGUGAUAGCAGUGAGGACAGUAGUGAGGAGGAAGAACCCCAAGGACCUCCAGCUAAGAAAGCUGCUGUACCUGCCAAGCGGGCCAGUUUGCCUCAGCAUCCUGGAAAGGCUGCAGCCAAAGCAUCAGAGAGCAGCAGCAGUGAGGAAUCCAGUGAUGAGGAGGACGAUGACAAGAAGAAAAAGCCUGUUCAGAAGGGAGUUAAGCCCCAACCCAAGGCAGUCAAAGCUCCUCCUAAGAAGGCCAAGAGCUCUGAUUCUGAUUCAGACUCAAGCUCAGAAGAUGAGUCACCAAAGAACCAGAAGCCAAAGACAACACCUGUGGCAGCUAAAACUCAGACUAAAGCCUCAGCCAAACCAGGUACGCCAGCUCGCGUGGUACCUAAACUAACCAAUGGGAAAGUGGCCAGCAAGAAGAGCAGCAGCAGCAGCAGCAGCAGCAGCAGCAGCAGUGAUGAGGAGGAGGAGGCGGCAGUGGCGACAGCCAUACCUAAGAAGACUGUACCUAAAAAGCAAAUCGUGGCCAAGGCUCCAGUGAAAGCAACGGCUGCCCCUACCCAGAAGAGUUCCAGCAGUGAGGACUCUUCCAGUGAGGAGGAGGAGGAAGAGCAGAAAAAACCCAUGAAAAAAAAACCAGGUCCCUAUAGUUCAGUCCCCCCACCUUCUGCUGCCCCAUCCAAGAAGUCCCUGGGAACCCAGGCUCCCAAGAAAGCUGCAGAGAAGAAGCAGCCUGUGGAGAGCAGUGAGGACAGCAGCGAUGAGUCUGAUUCAAGUUCUGAGGAAGAAAAGAAACCUCCAGCUAAGCCAGUCAUCUCUAAAGCAACCUCUAAACCAGUUCCAGCAAAGAAAACACCAGAGAGCUCUUCAGAUAGCUCAGACUCUGACAGUUCUGAGGAUGAAGCUCCUGCCAGAUCAGCCGGUACCACCAAGAAUCUACCAAGUAGGCCGGUUGCCACUCCCAAGCAACCUGCAGCUAAACCAGCCACAGCUCCCAAGCAGACUGUAGGUAGUGGCCAGAAGCCUCUCAUCAGAAAGGCUGAUAGCAGCUCCAGCGAGGAGGAGAGCAGUUCUAGUGAAGAGGAAAAGACGAAGAAGACUGUGGUCACCCCCAAGUCUAAGGCAGCGGCCAAAGCAGCUCCGUCUUUGCCUGCCAAACAGGCCCCCCAGGGUGGUGGGGACAGCAGCUCUGAUUCAGAUAGUUCUAGCAGUGAGGAAGAGAAGGAGGAGAAGAUGUCAAAAUCCCCAGUUAAAAAGAAGCCACAGAAGGCAGCGGGAGUUGUAGCCUCUUCCAAGGUGGCUUCCACAAAGCAAGCAAAGGCCGAGAGCAGCAGCAGUUCUUCCUCUGAUGAUUCCAGUGAGGAAGAAGAGAAGGAGAAGCCUAAGGGCAAGGGCAGUGUAAGGCCACAAGCCCUCAAGACCAAUGGGACCUCUGCAGUGACUACGCAGAAUGGAAAAGCAGACAGGGAUAGCCAUGAGGAAGAAGAAGAAAAGAAAAAGGCAGCAGUAGCAGUUUCUAAGCCAGGUUCAGGAAAGAAGCGGAAGCAGAAUGAGGCUGCCAAAGAGGCAGAGACUCCUCAAGCCAAGAAGAUAAAGCCCCAGACCCCCAACACAUUUCCAAAAAGGAAGAAAGGAGAAAAAAGGGCAUCAUCCCCUUUCCGAAGGAUCAGAGAGGAGGAAAUUGAGGUAGAUGCUCGAGUGGCAGACAAUUCCUUUGAUGCCAAGCGGGGUGCAGCUGGAGACUGGGGGGAGCGUGCCAAUCAGGUUCUGAAGUUCACCAAAGGCAAAUCGUUCCGGCAUGAGAAAACCAAGAAGAAGCGGGGCAGCUACCGGGGAGGCUCCAUCUCUGUCCAGGUCAAUUCCAUUAAGUUUGACAGCGAGUGACCUGGGGCCAUGUGUGGUGAAGCAGGGGUGGUGACCCAUUGCCACUUACUUUCCCCAGUGGACCUGGGAAACUCUCAGCUCUAUUAAGGACGGGUCUUGGCGAGGACAGCAGUUUAGAAGAGGUCCGAAGACUUUGCAUUGUAACAUCCUCUCUGACUCUUUUCUGUGUUCGUAGUUUUGUACAGAUUUGUUUUUGAGUGUUGAGUAGCAAGGACAACAUAAGGGGAGUGUUCUUUUUUAAGAAAAAUAAAAAUUUUAGUUGUCAUUCCCUUCUCCCUGUUCUGUGGAAGUCCUCAUGCUGAGAAAUUUGUAUAUUUUAUAUUAAAUCAUUUCCUAUUGAUUUUCUUUGUGAUUUCACAGGUGGGUACCCACAGAUAAAAUCUUAGCUAUUGCCCAAGAUGUAGUAAAGGUUACAUUAUGGAGUUUUUAUAAUUGGAGAAUUCUGUCAUUUGUUCACAUUCAUCCGUCCUACCCCUCACAGCUUUGGGAAGGGGCAGUUAAGAAUGGUUAAUGUAUAUGUUUGCUAAGCAUGUACUGUGUAGUUCAUCCUCUUUCAUGGGGUUUAGGACUGAUGUUUUCAGCGAGCAUGGACUUAACUACUUUUGGGGAUAAAAUCCCCUUUUGUUACAGUUAAAAUUCUGGUGUGGUGUGAAUGCUGUGGGGUUAGUCUAAAUAUCUUGUUUUCUGUAAUAUUAACAUUUAAUGUUUGCAGUAUAUGUUUAGUUUUUUAAUUUGAAAGCAUAAACUUUUCUAUUGUUCGGAGACUUUUUUUGAUGACCCUUAGUAGUACUAAUUUAAGGACUGCAUUUCCUUGUUUUUUACAUUUUAGAGAACAAAAUAACAUUAAUCUGAAAAGUACGUAUCACUUGGUAUUUCUGUUUUAGUAAAAGUGGUGACACAAAAUUAGCUUCAUUAACUCCUAUGUGAUUGGAAAUCACUGAUCAAGAAAAUGAAAGAAUAAAAACUGUAACUAAAAAUCUGAAUUCUCAGUAGCAAUUAGAUUACAUUAGGCAAAUUUAUAGGUAACCUGUGUAUGUGCUUACGGAAAUGGGAAGAACCUUUAUGAAGUAUAUUAGGUGGUAAAACUUGGUGGGUUUGGGAGAGCAUCCCAACAAGAUUGUUUGUAGUUGGAACAUGGGAGCAUCUGAGGUGCCCCUUUCAGAACCUUAACUGUCAGUAACCGUGGAGGUAACAGUAAAAAAAAAAAAACAGUGAGCAGAAAUGUGACUCUGAGGCCAAGGCAGCUGAUCCUAAAACUGUAGGAGAUGACAGUGCUUGGCCCGAGCAAGAUGCGGAGGGAGGACGCAACAGCAAACUGGAGACUGGGGCUGUUUCUGUGGUGGGAAAGUGUGCCCUAGCUUUAUGGAUGAGGGAGGUGUAGGUUUUAAGAUUAGCCUCCUCUUGUUCUGACUCCAUACUUGCCAGGUAACUUGAUAGUAAGUUGGUUUUCCAUGUAACUGCCUCUAGGAAGAAUAUGCAGCUUUCAUGCUGACAUAGGCGCAUCAGUCUGCAUGGUAGGAGUUACCCAUCUUAGUACAAAAUAAUAAACUGGCUGGUGUAUAAUGUG
Molecule: messenger RNA, 3776 nt
Organism: Lutra lutra (Eurasian river otter)
Lineage: Eukaryota; Metazoa; Chordata; Mammalia; Carnivora; Mustelidae
Gene: NOLC1
Product: nucleolar and coiled-body phosphoprotein 1
Exons: 13
Coding region: 77-2209 (710 amino acids)
Cellular component (GO): nucleoplasm; nucleolus
Molecular function (GO): protein binding
Source: RefSeq, a predicted model, not a curated record